CAAAAAUUGCAACAUGAAUGCCGCGCUUUAUGACCAUAGACUAACGUUUGUUUGAUUUGACAGCUACGUCACGUCAACAGGGCAAGGGGCAAUUGACUUAACCGUACUGCCGACUCGCAUUUACAUAUAAUUCAAUAAGUGAUUUUAAAUGAAUAAUUUUCUUAACCUUACAUGAUACAAAUGUAAGGAACAUAGCCGAUUAUAGAAAGGCUCUUAUGCACUGAAGAAACCAUGGAGAAGUUGUCACUAAAGGAGUUUUUCGCGGCGUAUAAGAGGUGGGUGAUAAGUAAUCCUAAUUUGGUUACCGACGUAGAGACAGUGGCUACAUGGUCCUCAUAUUUUGUGGCCGGGAAGAUAAAUAAGUCACCUAUAGUCUCCGAACUCGUGUAUUCUUUGUCUAAGCUGCUUUCUUUGUUCAACGACAAAUUAAUACGAGAGGCGUACGGCUCGGAAGUGCAGUUCUACAGCCUUAGGGAGCAGAUUAAGCUAUGGCUGACCGUUAUACAUUAUUCAGAAGUUUUUGUGGAGCUUGUGGUCAAGAACAGAUGGGGGAAUAAGGGGAAAUGGACGAUCGCUACGCUACUGCAGCUAUUCAAGUGUUCUUCCGCUCUGAUACUACUCUUGAGGUUUAAGGAGCUUCCUAUUCAGCACCCGCCUGUGGCUGCGCUUCAAAGGAAGAAGUUUACAGAAGAAAAAACUAGUGAUGAAGGUGAGGGCUCAUUCUUCACUUUAAAACGGUCUGGAAGGGUGAUAAGACGCGUAGACGGCGCUCCACCAGUCGCUUUCAGAGAUUGGCAGCCAGUGAAACUAAAAGAUGAUAACAGCCUUCCAGUUAACGUUAAGGAUUUGGUGUAUGCUGAAUCUCUGCAUAUACUUAAGCCGCUGAUUCAUUUAGCGGCUAUGAGAGUUUUCGGAACGAAAGCUUGGCGCCAAUGGCUCGUAUCACUAGGCAUCGACUUAGCUAGCUUGAAGCUGUAUAACCGUCACAUGAAAGACUUGACUGCGGAGCAGAGGCUGGAGAUCAGUCGCAGGAAACUUGGACUCGUAUUAUAUUUAUUACGUAGCCCGAUGUACAAUGGGUAUUCGAAGAACGUAAUAGAAAGUGUUCUGACAUCAGCGUCAAACAAGGUUCCCUUGAUGGCAUUUAUUUGUGGUCCAGUCAUACAGUAUCUCAGCCACUGGCAAGAUAUAUAUUUCUACAUGUGGGCUUCAUAAAUAACAGUUUUUUUUUAUUAGUGUGGUUAGCCGUCUAUGUCACUAUAUUAUUUUACAUACCUUGGAUAUGGUGACAGCUGUCACCAUAACUCGAGUGGCAUAUGUUUGUGAGUUGUUGGAAUUUUGCUUUUAUUUCAAUCAAUCAACUUUGAAGUUUAAAUUACAUAAUCAAUUAGGAGUUCACGGCCUACUAUUAGCGGUUUAAGGUUAUAAUUUGUAUGGAGAUGAAAGCUAUUACCCAAGCUAUGUGAAAUAUAUUAUUGUGGAGUAAAAAUAUACUCUUAAACCAUAUUAGUAAUUUGGUGACAUGCUUGUUGACCUGACUAUUAUUUAUGUGUCAUUCUCAGGUAAAAGAUUCCACUGUUAGCUAUUAAUAAGACAAGAAGAGACACUUAGAGACUUUUAUUAAUUAUGAACAGAGUAGUGCCUUUUGCAUCAGGCCAUCACAAUAUGUUUCAAUGAAAUUAUGUGCUAAAUUAAUGUCUGUUUAAAGACAAAAUAUUCUUCUUUGUCUUGUGUUGAUGGUUUUGUAUUUCAUAUAAAGCGGGACCAGAAGGUAGCAAUGCUUAACACCCUGUCUGUUGCAUCCCAUAGAUCUAGCACGAAACAUGUGUGAGGGUUCGCUGGGCAGUAGGGCUAAGAUGGAUAUGGAACCAUGCUGCCACCGCAGGACCGCAUGUGUAUCAUUGGGAGCUGUGCCACGUAUGCAUAGAGUAGAGAUUUGAAUCUGAAUGGCUUAGGCCGCCCCACCUAUAUCAAAUUCUCUUUGCUCAGCCAACCUGGGAACGCAGAUGAGUUUAAUUCUUAUUAAUAUGAGAAUGUUGACUAAUUUUGACUCAAAGUUAAUGAUAAUGACAUAGGCUCUCCUAUAAAAUAAUUAUACUAUUCUGUAUAAAAUAUUUAUAAGGGAAAAAUAUAUUAGUUUUACAAGGGGGCAAAGUUGUUUAACCCCUUGUGAUAAAAUUGGUGCCCGAGCAAGAAAAAGAUUCUAAAAUUGUGUUCCGAAGAGUGGAAUCUUGAGAGUUGCGAUGGUUUCAAGACACUAGGAUUUUAAAAAAACUCUGAAACACAAAAAAUUUCACCACACCAAUGUAAGGAAAAUACUAUAAAACAUUACAAAUCAAAUUUACAAUUAAAUAUUUAUCAUUCAAAGUCAAAUGUACUAGACUACAUGUGGAAACAACUCAAAGUUUGCAUUAGAUUACUUUCCCUCUCUUGUGGAUAAAAUGCAUAUUUCACAUCACUUUUUUCAAGUAUAAAGAGAGUCUUUACGAGCUGCGGUUGUAGCAUGGUCACAUUUUUAUCGCCUGUCACCAUGCCUGUCACGUUCUAAAAAGUAUGUAAGUGCGAAAGUGACAGGUAUAGUGAUAGGAUAGGUGAUCGAAAUCCUUCCAUGCUACCACCGCUGGUGUGGUGAAAAAUCUAUGUCCAUUGUGAUUUUAUUAAAUUCUAGAGAUACUGUUAAAUGUUAAGAGAGAUUUUAAUUGUGUAUAUAGAUUUUAAUAGUCCUCAAUAGGUAGGGGAGACUGGGUAGAGUUGGUCCUCUAAAUUAUAAAUCUAUAUUAAAUUUAAAAUAAAUCAAAUUAUCCAAAUUUUUUAUUGAUUGGCAAAUAAUUAUGGUUUUAUCAUUUAGGUGACCGAGUCUUUGCUUACCCCGUUACAAUUGUAAAUAAUUUGUUCUAAUUGAUCUAGACCGUUAUACACACCCUUGUUGAGGAAUUAAGAGGUCAUAUUGAACACAUUACCUGCUUAUUAGUAGUGUGGACGAUACAAAAGGCCAAUAACUAAUAAUGAGAUCUCUUAUUAGUUGGAAUUCUGUGUGCUUCCAGCUGUGGUAUAAAAGUGAAUGUUGUACACUGCACUUGUUUUAGAUGUGGUUAUAAUAUUGUGUCUACCCGGAAUAACUCUUCGAUCCUAAUAGGAGAAAAAAAGUGUACCGAAAAUUCCAUACAUUUUCCGGUCCUUCCAUUCCGUUACCGUCGUACAACACACACGAACUCGCCGCCAAAAGAUGUUCCUUUACAAUCGAAGUUACGGUCUCAUUUUUAAAACGACAUGCUUAAAUUGCAUGAGACUUGGCAUUCACAUUUACGCAUAACAUACCUAUAGUUCGUGUCAUCCACGAUGACGUGCAGAUUAGUCAAAUCUAACCUUUAAUAACUUGACAAUAAGAGUCAAGACACGCGUCGUCAUAUGUCGUGGUUGUUGCUAAAAAUUAUUAUACGAAAAAUAUUUGUCAACAUUGUUAUACAAGUAAACAAUAAGUAAAAAAACUUCUAUUGUAGCUCCUUAAAUUGGCCACGGGACACAGGCAUCACCUUUGACCGUCUAUUUGCAUUUUUUUCUUUAACAGAAUCAUUAGCUUCUAGGAGAUUUUCGACGUGUUGUGCCAAAUUAAAGUCAAAUAAAAAAAAAAAAAACGCCAGAACCACAAAUUAUGUAGGUUUAUUGCUGUUAUUUUACUCUUACUCGUACACUUUGAAUACCAUUGUAUGAGUUAUUGUUUAUUAUGGUUUUGGAUAUAGUUAUUAAGGUGACUGGUACCAUUUUAAGGAGUAUAUGUGACAUCCCAUGGGUAAAGGUACCUUAUGGCGGUUGGCGCCGUACCUUUUCUCGUAGAACGUCACAAAUGUCUAUAAUUUUCUAUGUAUGUAUAGUAUAUGUAAUAAAUAAUAAGACGCGUAAAGUAGUACACAAUAUUGUAGCAUUUUUAGCUGUCAAUUAUACAGCUCAAGUGGAUGACGCAUGGCGCAAUACGUUUUUUUUUUUUAUUUAACUUGCCCUGUUAGUAUGUAUGAUAGUUAGUGUGGGUCAAAUCUUGCAAGCUAAAUUUGACCUUCCCGAUUUACGAUUGAGCUGAAAUUUUGCAUACAUCAUAUGUUAAUCGGAUGACAAUGCAAUGUUAUGAUGAUAUGGAGCUGAUCUGAUGAUGGAGACAGGAGGUGGCCAUGGUGUUUGGGGUUCUGUCUCGAUGAGUAUUAGUUGCCUGUGGAAAGAAAAGCACAGGCAGCGAUAAAAGCUUGUACCAAACAUUAAUCUUUUGCCCUUAAAUUAUUAUUUGUAACUGGAUUGUAAUGAGUUAUACUAGGCCGUACAGCGUAUCUACUUCUAUCUAAGGUCACUUCGUGGAGACCAGCAUGUAAAACGUAUUGCAGGGAAGAAGGGCAAGAACUCUCGUAUUUGUAUACUAAGACGCUCAGACACAGUCAGGAAGGAAGAUCUUCACUCCUGCUCUACUGACCUUCUGUAAGUUAUGCGUAGUCAAGGUACUUAAUAUCGACACGAAUAAAGUGCCAAAAAUAUGUACACUUUAAUGUAUGGGCAAUAAGGUCGUGUAUACAUAUUUUUGGCACUUUGUCAGUGUCGAUAUUUAAUACCUUGGCUGUACAAACGUAAUAGUUAAAAGUGACGAAAGAGCUUAGUAGACAGUCUUCUCCAUCUCCACAUUGACUUUACUUCAAUAGUGUGUAUUACUGCAAUGUUCUGCCGCCAGAGAGCAGCACUAUCAUAUAUUCUUAACCAUAGAACUCAUGCCUUAAACAGUUUUUUGAGAAGUUUUCACUAUGACAUUAAUGCAUCAAGGCUUUUUUUUUAUACUAACGUCGGUGGCAAACAAGCAUACGGCCCGCCUGAUGGUAAGCAGUCUCCGUAGCCUAUGUACGCCUGCAACUCCAGAGGAGUUACAUGCGCGUUGCCAACCCUAAUCCGGCCGAUCGUAAAGUUCCUGUGUAAUGUUUUCACGGUAGUCACAUUGUCCAGAAAUAGGAGCUCCGCGUAGCGGGGAUCCGUCGAUUCAGGGAACUAGACAAUGAUUUUCACAAUUCACGGUACGCAUAGGAAUUUAAUGAUCUGCCUGAUUUUACGAUAGACCGCCGAAUAUAAAUUUUCUCACCUUGGAACGGAUCAAGGUGAAGAAAUGUGCCCACCUUGCUCCAAAUUUCGAAAUUUAAAAUUAUUGUAUUGUGGUAUGUUGAUAUUAUACUUAUGUCACUUUAAAGUAGACCAUCAAUUGAUGAGGUUGUUGGAGCACGAUUAUCCAGUGGCGAGCAAAGUAGGCACAUUUAACGGUACAUGUACAUACAAUGUAGUUAUUAUGUAAUGUACAAAAUAAAUUGUUUUUGUAUUUCAUCCGCCAUUUCAUUCAUUUCAUCAAUUCAUUUGUCAUACUAAAAUCUGUUUUAUUAAAAGAAGAAGACUACUUAUAUAAACUUCGAAGAAAACGCCGUCUGUAGACUGUUUAGUUCCUAACUCUAUGACUAGAUGUCGCCAGUGGUCUUCGAUGCACGAAUAUAUACCGAAAUUCAGAAUGGAGUAAGAACAGUGAAUUUGGGAUAUUCGGACUGGUUUUUGAGAUUGUUAUUGUAUAAAUAUAUAAUAUUUUUGAUGAGUUCAAUUUAUUUUUCAUGAUAAAAACCAUAAAAAUGAACGUAAUAGAGAUACAAAUAGUAGAACUGUGAUUUUUCAUAUUUUGGCGCUAUAGGCAUGACAACGCACGACACCUUUAAGGGGUCUAGGCGUUGAAAGGGUUCACUAAAGCCAUAUCAAAUUAAGACAGUGUCAGUAUAAACAUCAUAUAUUCAUAUAAAUUUGACAUUAAUGAUGAGAUUACUACACUUUGUCGUUGUAAAUUCCAUGCAGAGUUAGCUUGGUUUGAAUCUAGUGAGUUUUGUUUAUGACGAUAUUUUGUGGUAGUUAACUCAACAACAAAACUUUUACCAACCAGAGUUAGGUACCACAUUAUGUACGAAAUGGUGAAGCGCCAUCUGUAUUUUUUUUGACAAAUUCGUAGCACGUAGAUGACGUAGACUAUAUAAUCACAGAAUCUUUGGAAUAACAUUACAAUUCAAAAUAAUAUUAUGUACUAAAAGUGCCAAUUAAUUUGUAUAAUUAUGUUAUGGCGUUUAAAAGGUUCUAGUGUAAAAAUAUAGUUAUUUUAAUAUUGUAUUAGGUUAAGUUUUAGUAAUAUAGGUGAUGUUACUCUAUUUUCAGUAAUUCGUGGUGAUGUCUGUAUAGUUCAUUUAAUACGUAUUCAUUUUGAAUCACAUUUAAAGUAAAAUAAGUUAUUGGGUCAGUUGGUUUGGGAAAAACUCUAAUAAAAAAUGUUUUUAUUAGAAUUUUUGUGGAGUAGGUGUGUUUUUUUAACUAUAUUUGUUUACAUGUCAGACCUUUUUUGUGUACCAAGUACCCAUUAGUUGUACGUACCUAAUUUAUAUUUGUAAAAAAUUAAACUGUACAAGUAAUGUAAAAAUCGUCUCAAAAUAAAAUAAAAAUUUGACAUUCCA
Molecule: messenger RNA, 6497 nt
Organism: Cydia pomonella (codling moth)
Lineage: Eukaryota; Metazoa; Arthropoda; Insecta; Lepidoptera; Tortricidae
Gene: Pex16
Product: peroxisomal membrane protein PEX16
Exons: 1
Coding region: 232-1215 (327 amino acids)
Biological process (GO): peroxisome organization
Cellular component (GO): peroxisomal membrane
Source: RefSeq, a predicted model, not a curated record